Messenger RNA from Acanthochromis polyacanthus (spiny chromis), 5358 nucleotides. Its product is annotated as RNA binding protein fox-1 homolog 2-like. The transcript has 13 exons. Gene Ontology annotation, biological process: regulation of alternative mRNA splicing, via spliceosome; nervous system development. NCBI's taxonomy places the organism in Eukaryota, Metazoa, Chordata, Actinopteri, Pomacentridae. Gene Ontology annotation, molecular function: mRNA binding. The record is from RefSeq and is a predicted model, not a curated record. Gene Ontology annotation, cellular component: nucleus; cytoplasm. The coding region runs from base 824 to 2215 and encodes 463 amino acids.
GGUGGUGGGUUAUUGGGAGAAAGGAGGAGAAGGACACGCAGGAAACGCAGACCCCAGAGCAGCCCACCUCCUCUACCAGAGCCCGGCGUUCACGGACAGAUCUGACCGCGGAUCAGCGCACUCGGCUCCCUCCGACACUACGAGUUACACCAACUGGGACUCAGACCAGAGGAAAUCGUGUUCGUCGGUAGCCAGGUCCGCACGCCAAGACUCAUCCACAGCAGAGCACGGCGAGGGAUCGGACAAGAAGGGACCGAGGAUCCAGGGGGAAGGAAGACUGCUCGGAGCCACACGGAGAGUUUUGAGGCACAAACACAAUUUAGCGGCGAGAGGAGAGAGGACUGGCCGGCCCCGCUGAAGGAAGGAGUAGUAUUACGCGUAGCUAAUUUCCAACAUUUUCUAUUCUUGGCAGCGGGAGUGUGCUCUCCGAGCCACAUUUAUAAAGAGAGCUAGCGGAAUGUAAUGCUAGCAGGCUAGCUAAUGUUAGCUAGCUAAUUAGCUCGUCAGGCAUCCGAGAGUCAGACGUGUGAUCUUUAUUAAAAUAGGUCAGUGUUUGGCGUCGCUUGGCUCUUUUUUUUUUCUUGGGAUAGCUGUACUUAAUGUGCUUUGUGUUGGAUCCUGGCAUGGUCACAAUGAUCUGCCUCGCAUAGCUAAAGCUAAGUUAGACAAUAAACAGUGGAGGCUUACUAUAUAUUGAUGAGAAUCUGUCCGGUAUUAUAGGGAAAAUCCAUUGUGAAUAUCGAGCUGUGGACAAAUCAAAAGGCAAAGGUAGAAAAAACCCAAAACAGAACAAGACUUUUGACUGGCGACUGUCUGCCGUCCAAUGUUAAUGUCGACCGACGUUGCAUCUAUAAUGCUACCCGUUAGUCGGGGAAUAAUGGACCGGGAAAGGGACAUUGAUACAGCGGCCGGACCCCUCGCGAACGCGGCCGGGGGUCCAGCGGUGGUCCGGGGUAUGAAGCGUGGAGACCCGGAACCUGACGCUCAGACAGCCGCUGCCCUCACCGACUUGGCCGGGGCGGAGUGCAAAAGACCAAGAAUAGACGGGACCGAGAGUGUUGUUGGUGACAUUGGACAGAACAAUGAGCCUUUAAACCCCGGUUUCCAUGGAUACCCACCUCACAGUCAGGGCUCUCAGGAUUCAACAGGAGGACAGGAGGGCUUGGUGGCCCCGCCGUUCGCAGCCUUCCCCCCUCCACCCCCUCCUCAGAACGGGCUACCGGGGACAGAGUUUGGUCCUGGGGCCAUGUUUGGUGCCGGGGGCCAAGGUUCAGCAGAGGUAGGGGCCGGUGCUAACGGAGCCACCACCACCUCCACCGCCAACAACAACAAUGUGAAGGCGGAGGAGACGUCUCAGGGUGAGGCGGGCGUACAGUGUGGUACAGGAGGGACAGGAGCAGGAGGCUCCGCCGGGGACUCCGCGGAGGCCAAAGGGACCCCGAAACGCCUCCACGUCUCAAACAUCCCCUUCCGCUUCCGGGACCCUGACCUCAGGCAGAUGUUUGGGCAAUUUGGGAAGAUUCUGGAUGUAGAGAUUAUUUUCAAUGAAAGGGGUUCAAAGGGUUUUGGCUUUGUGACAUUUGAGAACAGCGCAGACGCAGAGAAAGCCCGGGAAAAGCUCCACGGCACGCUGGUGGAAGGUCGCAAGAUUGAGGUGAAUAACGCCACCGCCAGGGUGAUGACUAACAAGAAAAUGGUCAGCCCCUAUCCUAAUGGAGAGGCUCUCAGCACGCUGCCCUAUGCUGGGUGGAAAUUGAGUCCUAUGGUGGGAGCCGUGUACGGACCAGAGCUGUACGCAGUCCCAGGGUUUCCCUACCCUUCAGCAGCUGCAGCAGCAGCCACAACAGCGGCGGCGGCGUUCCGCGGCGCCCACCUCAGGGGCCGAGGCCGACCCGUCUACAGCGCUGUGCGGGCCGCUGUGCCUCAGCCUGCCAUCCCUGCCUACCCUGGUGUGGUGUAUCAGGAUGGGUUUUACGGCGCUGCAGACUUAUAUGGAGGCUACCCUGCUGCUGCCGCCGCCGCCGCCGCCUAUCGCUACGCCCAACCCGCUGCUGUAACCGGAGCAACCGCCGCAGCUGCCGCCUACAGCGACAGUUAUGGCCGGGUGUACACUACAGAUCCAUACCACGCUUUAACUCCAGCUGCUGCUGCGUACGGAGUAGGAGCCAUGGCCAGUUUAUACCGGGCGGGAUACAGUAGGUUUGCUCCGUACUAAAGCCACAAAUCACAUCCAAGGAAUUUCAAUCUGCUCCAAAAACCCUUUUUUCAAGCUCUUUGGCAGCAGCUCCCUUCCAUUCUUCUGCAGGCAGACUAUUGUGACAACUCGUGUGUUUUUUUUCUUCUUUUUUCUUUGUUUUCUGGUUUGUGUUUUUUUUUCUUUUUCCUCUCUUGUGGCGAGGAGGGAGGUCUUUGCCACAUCAUCAGCUCCAACUGUGUUUCUGUGCUCUUCUUUCUGUUGCUGACGUGGAAACAAUGAAAAAACUAAACUGCCAGGAGUUUAAAAAAAAACAAAACAGCUGGGGCCUGAUACUUUUGGACUACGGGGCACAAUUCAGGAUGGUUUUUAAAAACACUACGGGACCUGGAAGGAGACGGACCGGCUGUUCCUGUGUGAUCCUGCACACUACAAAUGUUUUUCCUGAGAGUUUUUUGAACUUACAGUAUAUCCACUGCCCUAAUCACACCUAUGUACACACACUUUACAUUCAAGUAUACAGUCUCCUCUACGUUUUCCUUUAGUGAUUGCCGCAGCACUACGAUAAAAAAGGUACUUCUGUUUUUAAACACUACACCGACAUAGAACUGCCCCCUCUGCAGCAGUCACCCCUCUGAUUAAACAUUGUAUAAUAAUAAAAAAAAAAAAGAAUCAAAAGGUGCACCGCUCCCUACAGAAGAUGUUGGACUCGGAAGCAUCACAAACCACUGUUCUCCAGCAAACUGCGAACAAUAUGGCAUGUCUCUCUAAGUUUUUUUUUGUCACUUUCUAUCAUUUUGCAACUUUCCCAAGCGUAUAAGGAAAAAAAAAAAAAAAAAUACUCUUUAAAGACGAAAAAGACAAGGAAAAGAAACAAAGUGGCCGUUUUUUUUCUGCAUUACCUCAGUUUUUCUUGCCUCCGUUUUGUCGUGCUGCCAUUGAGAAGUCAUUACGACAUGUUUCAGUAAUAGAGCCGUUCAUUUGCCUUUUUUUGUUUUGUUUUGCAACGCUAAGAUGGAGCGCUGGAUCGGUUUCUACCCCCGUAUGUAACCGCGCCUCCCUCCUAAGGCUUCAUGUGCUUCUUCCAAAAAAGGACCCGCUUUUAUCGCCUAGACCGUCAGACAUUCCAGCUGUAGCGAGGAAUGAACGGAUCAGAUGGACAAAGAACCGCAGAGCGCAAAACGGACUACAUUCAGCUCCCACGCACUCGGGGAACUAAUCAUCUGCCAGUCCGCCGAGUGGAAUGGGGAUCCCUCCUGGCCGAUUGAGAUGUUUCUGCUGAUAGUGUCUGAUCUCAGCCCGGAUUAGAACGCAGCCAAUCACAGUGAAACCGAAAGAUGCGAGUCUUAAAGAAAAACAGUAACACAGUGAGAUUUAAGCAGCAGUUUUCUAUUUAUAUUCAGUGUUUUCACUAGCUGUCCACAUCAUGAUGUAAUUUCAACUUCCUCAUCUUCAUCACGCUCUCUGGGAUCGUUUAGUUUUUCCUUACCGGUGCAUCUGAAGGCAUGGCAAUCGACUUAUCAACUCAACUCUGUCCUGUAUGUAUCCAUAUAUCCUCACUGUGUUGUUAUAUCUGUUGUUUUUUUUUGUUGUUGUUGUUACCUUUUUGGUUCCAAAGAUUUUCUGACAAAAAAAGCACAUUUUUGGUCCUGAUGUAUUUCUUAUUUUUGUGGGUUUUUUUGUUUAUAUGUGUGUUGGAGCUGGAGAACACACGGGAACUCUGACCCGCAAACACCAUGCCGCUGUUAACACACUAAUUUAUUGGCUUUUUUUCCUUUCUUUUUAGCGCUGACACACGAACACGGUGUAGAUGCGGAGGUGUUUGCUGCAGACGAGGGAAAUCAGAGCAGAUGGGAGUCAUGAGGGAAAGACCCGCGGUUUGGCGACGGGAGGAUAUUUCCCAGCAGGGCCAAAUUACAGUAAAUGGAUGGGGGGUGGGUGGGUAGAAGGUGUAGAAGGUGAGAAAGUGGGGGGCUUCAUACAAUGUCAAAAGGGCCCCGUGGCCCAGCGGUGGCCGCCUCUUUUUGAACAAUGAAACGACUUGUGGGCGCUCAGUGGAGGGACGUCGGUGAAGGUGAGAAGCUGAGCCAUUAAUCAUGAGCUGACAGAAUAACGACGCCCCCCUCCAACGCCGCCGUCGUCUUUUUUUCAGGGGGUACAGUGGCGACGAGGGGCGAUAUUGUUUGGUAUGAUUGUGCGCAGUAGGUCCGACGAGUGUUUUUCUUUUUGUCUUAUUAUUCCUUACGAGUAUUACCAGAAGUGUUGCUAUGCAUGCUUUCGUGAGAGAGAUAGAGGAUUGAGGGGGGGGGGGGGGGGGGGGGGUGUCUGGCUUUUCUUUUUCAUUUGUGCAUGAAUUCAAAUCCUAGUGCUGGAGAAGGAGGAAGAGGAGGAGGAGGUCGUGGUGUUUACAUAGCAGGAAGGGGCAAGAAGUGAUGCGAGGAGACGGGUCCGGGGCCAAGUGUGUGGCUGGCUUUAUGGUAGCUGAUUCAGUCCUCUUCAAUAAUGUGGGUUAUCUCUGCUCUGUGCCUCUGUGGUCGCCGUGGUAAUCACCAGUCAUAUCAGAUGUGUAAAGUUUAAUUUGGUAUGCCUGGACCCCUUGCGGUUUGCUUUUAUAAUGAACAUAAAACUCAAAAGUGAUAGAAUGACAGCACCGGCCCGCACCGGCAGUAACGGAAGUUUCAGCACGGAGACGGUGACCUGGCAGCUGUUCUGGUGAACCUGCCCACUGAGAUGUUCCUUCAACGGCUUCUCCGCCUCGCUCAUGCAGCCGGCUGAAGCAGCGACCCUUUCGCUUGCGUUCGUCUCCGCUAAUUGGAGUAAAUCUCACUCAAAAGGCUUCAAAAAUAACCACAGAGGUGUGCUGGAAGGACACUACAGUCACCCCCGCUGACCCUGACGCCCUGCGCUCAAGUCAGCCCAGUGGGAGUUUUUGUACAGCGAUUUAAUAAAUGGGUUUGAAUUGCAUGUGAAGGGUUUUUUUUGUUUUGUUUUAAAAAAUUUUUUGGUCACAUGCGCUCAAAAAGCUCAUUUAUCCAAGUGAUUUUUAAAAAUAAGUGACAUGUAUUAUCUCACGAUGUUUUAUUUUUGCCAUCCUUGUGUCUGCCUUCUGUUUAUUCUCUUCAUUAUUAUUGAAUGUAUAUAAUAAAUAAACUGUUUGGUUUUUA